CACGGUCAAAUAUAACCAGAAGGUGGCAGCAAACAUCUGGACGUAACGUUAAUGGCCGGCGCUUCUGGAGAUAUGAGCCAAACUUCACAUGAAGCUGCUGCAGAAAGUGGCUUUAAUAAUGUUAUUGAUCGCGUUUGGAAUGCGCGUAAUGUAGCAAGACGGGAACUGGCAUAGCAGAGGGAUGAAGACAACAUGCUGACAGCCACAAGAAACACAUUUCGGCGGCGAAGAAGAGCAGGUCCGAUGACAGAAACACCUGCACCUGCAAAUAGGACAAGUGGAGUUUGGAGAGUAAAGCUGUUCCUGUUGCCAAAUGCUCAUCAAGUUGUCCUUCCACCUCGUAAAGAAUGCAGUAAACUCACCAGAAUAGGCUUAGGGAUCCCAAGUCAUGAUUUGCCAGGGACAGUCUCACAUAGAAGUUACGUCCCACUCUCUUGGACUCUUCCAGAGUUUAAUAAUUACAUCUGCCAAAGCUUUCCCACCGUAAGCCUAAAUGUAAUUGGAUUUCAUCUCGCAAGAGCUGAUAAGUCCAGGGUUCUGACUAAAAUUCAGGCAAAUACUCUGAAUGAGCUGAAGACAGCAGCUGGCAGAAGCAGGGUUUAUAUUAUUCCCCAGACAAAUAUUAUACUGCCAUUAGAGUUUGUUUUGUCCAUCAAGACCUCAGGACCUGAGAGGACUCAUACCCUACCAGAAACAUCUCCACCAGCUGGACCUGAGACAGUUUCACAGUCUCUACCUGCUUCUCCAUCAGCCACACCGCUGAUGGCCACACCCACUGCUUCAUUGACAGCCAUCACACCUGCAGCCUCACCCACUGCCAUCACACCUGUAGCCUCACAUACUGCCAUCACACCUGCAGCCUCACACACUGCCAUCACACCUGCAGCCUCACACACUGACUUUAGAGCUGCAGCCUCACCCACUGCUGUCACACCUGCAGCCUCAUACACUUCCCCCCCAGCCAUUCAUGUAAGUCCAUCCCAGUCCCUCGCACCAUCAGCCGCCAGACCGCCGGCCUCAACCGCUGUCCCACAGGUCACACACCCUGCUCCUACAGCACCUAUGGACAUGUCAUUGGUCACAUCUAAUAGUAAUUCUCAUGUAAGUUACCAGUCCCCUCCCCUUAACACCAUGUCCCUCUCUUCAACUAUGGACACUGAUGGAAGCUCACCAAGGACAGACUUGAACCCAUCACUCGAGGCAAGUUUGGAUCCUGCACAGUGGCUGAAUGCUGGGACCCCAGAGGUCUUCUACAGAAGAUCACGUGUGGAACCACUAAACAGGAGUCCUGUCAGUGACUUUGUCAUUGAUCAUUCUGAGGAUGAGGAUGAGGAUGGGGACGAGGACGACAUUAUCGCAGUUACUUUUGAAACCGACAGUCCUCCUUCGGAAGAAAUUGAUCUUGCUGUCAUUUUGAGCACUUUUCAAGAGCAUCACCUUUCUGAGGGCCUGGUAUCCACCAUUUGUAUCAGGAGGAAAAAGCUUCUGGAGAGCACUAUUAAAGCAAUCUCCAGAGCCUCUUUCUGUUGGACCCAUUCACCACUCAUUGAGUUUGUAGGAGAAGAUGCAGAUGAUAUGGGGGGACCACAGCGAGAGUUUUUCAGACUCUUGAUGAUAGAGGUACAGACCUCUCUUGGCAUUUUCGAGGGAAAGGCUGGCCAGGUCUUUCUUAGUUAUGAUCAAGCAGCAUUAGACCAGCGUAAAUAUUUUAAAGGCGGCAACCUUAUCGCUUGGUCGAUUGCACAUGGAGGUCCGUGUAUCAAAGCCUUGGAUCCCAGCCUCUUCCAGCUGAUGUGUGGCCAGGAGCCGCAACUGGAGCAGUUUGACUGGCAGGUGCUGCCUGACCCAGAUGUGCAAAGCAAAGUCAAAACGAUCCUACAGUGCAAGACUGCUGGAGACCUGACUGCACUCCAGCAAGACUUGGGGGACUGGAUUGCAGAGUACGGAGUCCCAGGCAUAUUUAAUGCCACAGUUGAAGACAUACCAAAAAUCUAUGCGUAUGUGGUGAAGCACUACAUUUUUCUCAGGACGGCCAAAAUGAUAUGCCAGUUCACAGAGGGAAUGAAUGCUUUUGGAAAGCUGUGGGACCUGGUCACGGAGAACUGGAUUGCCUUUCUGCCUCUGUUCACCAACAUGCAGGAACCUCUGUCGAAGGCAGCCUUCAAGGCCAUCUUCAGUUACAAUUACAGCAGUAGAGGAACCAACCAUCGCGACACAGAAGAGGACACUAUCUACAGCUGGGAGAUGGUUCUUAACAUGAUUGAAGACAAAGUGACUGAACUAAGAUUCGAAGACCUUCUGAUUUUCAUCACCGGAGCAGAUGAAGUUCCUGCCCUGGGCUUUCCCAGGAAGCCCAGCAUCGACUUCUACGAACAGGAAGCGGGCCAGCGCCGUUUGCCCUACGCCUCAACCUGCAUGAUGUGCUUGUACCUUCCAAGAGGCGUCACACAGGAGGACGAACUGCAUGGGAUGCUUUUCCAGGCCACAAGAGAGUCUUUGGGAUUUGGAAAGGUGUAGACCCUGUCAGGCAGUUUUACAGUAACAGUACCGUGAGAAGAUUUGAUUAGCAGAUGCUCCCAGUCAGUUUGCACUAUCUGACAAGAAUAAACUGUGUUUACUAUGUUGUUUUUUCCCCUGGUAACGUCUGAAGGUUUGUGUUUGUUUAUACUUGUAUUGCUGUUUGCACAUUAAGUGUAUUAUGUUCUUUGAAGAAUGUUUUGAAUCUCUCUAGCACACACCAGAUACCUCUCCUUUAAGUCUGUUGUUCCAUCCAUUGCAUUUUGAAGAUCCCGCAGCUGUUCAGAGUUGAGGUUAUUGAGUGGUUGUGACACAAUCCUUGCUCGUUCAAGGUCUUCAGUGUUUGCUUGUAACUGGGUGAGCUGUAUGCCGUGUCUCGCCAAGCCAGCUUCCAGAUUUUCUUGGCUGUAAGGGUCAUCUCCAAAGAUGUUGUUCAGAGCUGUUGACUCCUGCUCACUGUUGGUUAACAUGCCCUCCAUCCAAAUUUGUGUUGGUGUACGGUUGUUAGCCGAUCUGACUCUAUGGUUGUUCCAAGCGUGUCUAAAUAAAUCUAAUCGUUUUUGGAUUUCUGGCUUAUA
Molecule: messenger RNA, 3095 nt
Organism: Thunnus maccoyii (southern bluefin tuna)
Lineage: Eukaryota; Metazoa; Chordata; Actinopteri; Scombriformes; Scombridae
Product: G2/M phase-specific E3 ubiquitin-protein ligase-like
Exons: 12
Coding region: 193-2517 (774 amino acids)
Molecular function (GO): ubiquitin-protein transferase activity
Source: RefSeq, a predicted model, not a curated record